Marmota monax (woodchuck) is the source of this 4169-nucleotide messenger RNA. RefSeq names its product adrenoceptor alpha 2A (gene Adra2a). Gene Ontology annotation, biological process: regulation of vasoconstriction; regulation of smooth muscle contraction; adenylate cyclase-activating adrenergic receptor signaling pathway. Bases 1363 to 2760 code for a protein of 465 amino acids. NCBI's taxonomy places the organism in Eukaryota, Metazoa, Chordata, Mammalia, Rodentia, Sciuridae. The transcript has 2 exons. Gene Ontology annotation, molecular function: alpha2-adrenergic receptor activity. Gene Ontology annotation, cellular component: membrane. The record is from RefSeq and is a predicted model, not a curated record.
GCUUUGCGGCUGGUAGGACACUUAGCCGCCUCUUCCCCAAACGGAGCUCUGAACUCUGGCCUCGCGGGCUCCCGCCUGGGUGCUGCCCAUUCCGCUUCAGGGGUUCCAUUGGAACCCUCGCCUUCCUCUCCUGCCAGGAGCACCUGCGGACUAGGGCGGCCUGGUCCGGGUCGGGCUGAUCUGGAUGAGACUCUUACCCGAGAAUGCUUCUCCCGAUUCUGGCCGGGGUUCCUUUCUAGCCUCUCUUCCCAAGACCCAGCUCGAUGGAGACACUCCGGGUGCCUAUUGCUGUUGGCUGGAUCGUCCGGGAGCUGCACAGCCAACUCCCAGUAGGGGCCGCUCCCCACUCCCCAGACUCUCUCUUAAAGCCCCUCGUUCAAGGUACCCGCCUCUCCGAAGGGCCCGUCCAGCUUGGGGGGCAGCGCUCCCUGGGGUCCCGCACUGGGCGCCGACUCUAGAUCAACAGAGGGGAGGCGCGAGGGGCGGAGGAGGGUCGGCUUCCCACGUGGGGGCUGACGCCGGCUGCUCGGCAACGCCGGCUUGAUCCUGGGGCUAUAAAACGAGUCCACCGUAGCGCCGCGGAACAGCAGCGGCUCCGGCUCCGGUGCAGACGCCCAGCAGCCGGCGCGCCGCCUCCCCGCCACCCCAGCGCCUUCUUUCCCUAGUCCUGCGCUCUUGCUGCAACUCACGCUGUCCUCGGCCCCCAGCCCGUCCUGCUGAGCUUCGCGCCCACCGAGCCGACGCCUAGGAGACACCCUGCCUCAGCCUUGGCUCUUGGAGGGCGGAUCGCUCACCUGGCGCGGCACGCCUGAGGACGGGGGCGCCUUCAUGCGGCCUCCACACCCCUCACGCCGCUGCCGUCCCCGAGCUCCGCGUGCUGCGCCCCAGCCCCAGCAGGGCGCGCAACUUUGGAAGUCCCGCGGCGCUCGGAGAAGCGGCAGAGUCCGCGCCCUGGCCGGUGUUAGGGCCCAGCCCGCACCGCCGCGUCUGCGGGAAGCUCCAGAGUCGGUAAUCGCUUCGGGAAUAUAGACAGACAUAGGACCCUGAGCUCGCAUCUCAGCACCUCUUGGCUGCCUCCUGGGGUGGGGGCGGGCCCCGCACACGAAAUAAAACUUGGCUGUGCUUAGGAGCUUGGAGAGAGAAGGCCCCCACCCCGAGCCGCUAAAGCACCGGCGGGCGCUGUUCGCGGGACCCGGGCCCAUGGGCCACUAGCUGUCCCCCCAGCUUGGGCCCGGCUUCCUUGGGGCCCCCUCCCUAUGUGAGACGCGGCGGGGUGAGUGGGUCGCCGGAGGAAGAGGAGGACCCACGGGCGCCGGCCGGAAGGCAGCUGGCACCAGGUCCAGGCGAGAGGGCGCCGCGUUCAUGUUCCGCCAGGAGCAGCCGCUGGCCGAGGGCAGCUUUGCGCCCAUGGGCUCCCUGCAGCCGGACGCCGGCAACACAAGCUGGAAUGGGACUGAGGCGCCAGGGGGCGGUGCCCAGGCCAUCCCUUACUCCCUGCAGGUGACGCUGACGUUGGUGUGCCUGGCUGGCUUGCUCAUGCUGCUCACGGUGUUCGGCAACGUGCUGGUCAUCAUCGCGGUGUUCACCAGCCGUGCUCUCAAGGCUCCCCAAAACCUCUUCCUGGUGUCUCUGGCCUCGGCGGACAUCCUGGUGGCCACGCUGGUCAUUCCUUUCUCGCUGGCCAACGAGGUCAUGGGCUACUGGUAUUUUGGCAAGGCAUGGUGCGAGAUCUACCUGGCGCUCGACGUGCUCUUCUGCACGUCGUCCAUUGUGCACCUGUGCGCCAUCAGCCUGGACCGCUACUGGUCCAUCACGCAGGCCAUCGAGUACAACCUGAAGCGCACGCCACGCCGCAUCAAGGCCAUCAUCGUUACUGUGUGGGUCAUCUCGGCUGUCAUAUCCUUCCCGCCGCUUAUCUCCAUCGAGAAGAAGGGCGGCGGUGACGGGCAGCAGCCGGCCGAGCAGCGCUGCGAGAUCAACGACCAGAAGUGGUACGUCAUCUCGUCGUGCAUAGGCUCCUUCUUCGCGCCCUGCCUCAUCAUGAUCCUGGUCUACAUACGCAUCUACCAGAUCGCCAAGCGCCGCACCCGCGUGCCGCCCAGCCGCCGAGGUCCGGACGCCGCUGCCGCGCAGCCCGGGAGCGCCGAACGCAGGCCCAACGGCCUGGGCCCCGAGCGCUGCGCGGGCCCCGCGGGCGCAGAGGCCGAGCCGCUGCCCACCCAGCUCAAUGGCGCCCCGGGGGAGCCCGCACCGGCCGGGACGCGCGAGGCCGACGCGGUGGACCUGGAGGAAAGCUCCUCCUCGGAACACGCUGAGCGACCCCCGGGGCCCCGCAGACCCGAGCGCGGCCCCCGGGCCAAAGUCAAGGCUCGGGCGAGCCAGGUGAAACCCGGGGACAGUCUGCCCCGGCGCGGGCCAGGGGCAACCGGGCCUGGGGCUUCGGUGGUGGGGCCCGGGGAGGAGCGCGGCGGGGGCGCCAAAGCGUCGCGCUGGCGCGGGCGGCAGAACCGCGAGAAGCGCUUCACGUUCGUGCUGGCGGUGGUCAUCGGCGUGUUCGUGGUGUGCUGGUUCCCCUUCUUCUUCACCUACACGCUCACGGCCGUCGGCUGCUCGGUGCCACCCACGCUCUUCAAGUUCUUCUUCUGGUUUGGCUACUGCAACAGCUCGCUGAACCCGGUAAUCUACACAAUCUUCAACCACGACUUCCGCCGCGCGUUCAAGAAGAUCCUUUGCCGCGGGGGUAGGAAGCGGAUCGUGUGAGCACGCUGCCCACACCCGGCUCACAGACUGGCGCCAAUUGCAGGCCCUGGGCAUCCAGGGGAGCAUCUUCACAUCAGCCCUAGCACUUUGAAUCCCAGGCCCCGCCUGCUCCGUGUUUCCUGGCCUGGAGGGUGCUCUGCGGCCUCCUGCGGACAUUUGUUCCACAAGGGAAAAGUUCAGCUGGCUGGGAAGGCCACAUACACCCUCAAUAUUUGUUAUGGCCUCUCCUUACCUGGAGAGAUUUUUUUUUUUUUUUCCUGGUGGGACGCUCCUAAUCAGUAUUGUUUCCUAAAGGUUUAUUUGCCCUCCCAAGUUCUCCCAGCUCUUCAGAGCAAGCACAGGACUCCAGGGGGCAAGGCUCCCAAAGGAUUAAUGAAUGGGGUUUUCCCAGCACUGGCCAACUGCUCCUCUCAACCCCUAAUUGUCUAUUUUUAGAAAAACACUCAGGGCAGCCCUGCCCGCCCACCUCACCCCCACUGUAAAUACACACUAUUUUUUGAUAGUAUACCCUGGGGUCCCUCCCCAGCGUCAUGUGGCCUUGGCUGUGACGUUGAAAUCCUGCUUGUGGAGAUGCCCUCCAGGCAGACACAGCAAAAGGCCGAGCCGCUUCGCCAUGCAAGCCGUCUUCUAGUGUUGUUAUAUCCCUCUAUGUCCGGUUCACCAGCAACUGGUGACUGUCUUUUGGACGUGGAUCUGCUUUGAGAUUUCCUGACAGGGAAAAGAUUUUUGUCCAUUUUUUUUUCCUGUGCCUAUCAGCAUAAUUGCCUUUUCCUAUGUAAAUAUUACAAGGGUGGACCUAGACAGAAAUAAGUGAACCUCUCCGCCUUGCAUCAGUCCUGUAUAAAGCCAUUGUCCUCUGAGGCACACUUGGCCCCAGAAACUCACUUUAAAACUGACUCUUUCUGGUGCCCCAUCCCUCCCCUGGGGGCCACUACUUGAAGAAGAAUAUGUAUGUUUCUAUCUUGUAUGUAUGUGCCCAUCUCCCAGAAAUCGCUGACUUAGGGGAAAUCUUUUGGCUGCUGUUUUUAGUCACAAAGGAGUGGAAAUUAUGUGGAAGAAGCAAACCUGAUACAAUUUGCCCAAGGUAAACAGUUUGAAAAGACAAAUGGGCCUUCCAAACUGUACAGAUCCUGCCCCAAGAGCUCUUAGGUAUCAAAGUGUUGUCCUGUUUCCUGCUUUUCUGGCUGAGAUCAUGUCGCUGAUGAACUGCCAAAGACAGGGGAGGAGGUGGAGAUUUCGUGUUUACAUCCCAGUUUCUACAUGUUUUAGACGGAGAAAAUUUAAGGCCUGCGCUCUUAUUUCACUAAAAAAAAACUAAUGUCAGCACAUGUUGCUAAUGACAGUGGAUUUUUUUUUUAAAAUAAAAUGGUUUACAGAUCAAAUGUGAAAUAAACAUGAAUUAAGUGGUC